AUGUCAUUACCAUCCCGAAUCAACCCAUUCUUGAAAAACUUUCCUCAAUUCACACUUAUCGACGCUCCAGGGUCCAUAAAGCUAUACUGUACCAUCCCUUCAGCGAGAAGGGAAGUAUACGAAGUCAUUGCCAAGUACGCCGAGAACCCUCGUAUAUAUGGAUUUGCGGCUUACGACUAUCGAGGCCACACGUACGCCAUUUUCGGACAAGAUGACCCUUUCCGCCAUGAAGAAGUCCAACACCUCUUACGGCAGCUUCAGGUAGCUGCAGAUUCUCGUCAUCACGUCCUAUAUGCUUUCUACGAAUGUUGA
Kwoniella shivajii is the source of this 312-nucleotide messenger RNA. RefSeq lists its product as uncharacterized. The record is from RefSeq and is a predicted model, not a curated record. The transcript has 4 exons. Bases 1 to 312 code for a protein of 103 amino acids. Lineage: Eukaryota; Fungi; Basidiomycota; Tremellomycetes; Tremellales; Cryptococcaceae.